This is a messenger RNA of Galeopterus variegatus (Sunda flying lemur), 2044 nucleotides long. It is a transcript of the gene TMEM109, whose product is annotated as transmembrane protein 109. Gene Ontology annotation, biological process: cellular response to gamma radiation; intrinsic apoptotic signaling pathway in response to DNA damage by p53 class mediator. The record is from RefSeq and is a predicted model, not a curated record. Lineage: Eukaryota; Metazoa; Chordata; Mammalia; Dermoptera; Cynocephalidae. The transcript is spliced from 4 exons. Bases 72 to 803 code for a protein of 243 amino acids.
AGUUGAGGCGCGGGUUUGGUGCGCGGUUCAGCGGAGUCGCACGUGAAGGAUAGCGGUGGCUGGAGCCGGUCAUGGCAGGCUCAGGCAGCAGUCUACCGUGGAGCAAGCAUCUGUUCAGAGCCUUCCUGAUGGUCCUGCUGGUCCUCGUCCUACUCCACUCAGCAUCAUCCCAGCCCCAUCGAGACUUUGCACCACCAGGCCAGCAGAAGAGAGAGGCCUCAGUUGAUCUUUUGACCCAGAUAGGUCGAUCUGUGCGGAGGACACUGGAUGACUGGCUUGGGCCAGAGACCACACACCUGGUUUCAGAGACCUCAUAUCAGGUGAUGUGGGCCAUCUCGUCAGCCAUCUCUGUGGCCUUCUUUGCUCUAUCUGGGAUCACUGCUCAGCUGCUGAAUGCCUUGGGGCUAGAUGGUGAUCACCUCACUGAGGGCUUCAAGCUCAGCCCUGGCCAGGUACAGACCUUCCUGCUGUGGGGAGCAGGGGCCCUGGUCAUGUACUGGCUGCUGUCCCUGCUCCUCGGCUUAGUCUUGGCCUUGCUGGGGCGGAUCCUGUGGAGCCUGAAGCUUAUCAUCUUCUUGGCCGGCUUUGUGGCCCUGGUGAGGUCGGUGCCUGAUCCUUCCACCCGGGCCUUGCUACUCCUGGCCUUGCUGACCCUCUAUGCCUUGCUGAGCCGGCUCACUGGCACUCGGGCCUCGGGGGCCCAACUGGAGGCCAAGGUGCGAGGGCUGGAGCGCCAGGUGGAGGAGCUGCGCUGGCGACAGAGGCGGGCGGCCAAGGGGCCCCGGAGCAUGGAGGAGGAGUGAGAAGGAUGCUCCCCACACCGCCUUCAUCAUACCAAAGAGCUGAGCUGCUUCUGGAUCGCACAGCCCUCCUUCCAGCCCCUUGCCCUUCUCUUGCCAUCUGAACCUUCAGAACCUGGAUCUCUGCCCCAGUCUCCCCAGCUUUUCCCUCUGCUGGUCCUCAGGGGCCCUGUCCUCUGAGGUUCUGUCCCUGGGGUUGGCUCUCAUCACCCUUUCUUUGCUACCAGCCUGUCGUAGCCAGGGCAGGUUGGAGAGGCCUCCCCUCUGGCUUCUGCAUCUGCUCUCAGCAAACCUCACUGCCAUCAGUCUCUGUGGCUGACCUUGCUCCCCUCUGCUGCUGCCUUGGCUUCUUCCUAAUGCUCUUGUACUCCUGUCCUUCUGUAGCUCCUCCUUGGUGAGUCUCCAGCUCGCUUCUGGUUUUUCUCUUCUUUCCAGCCCUGGACUCCCACCAAACCACAGUCCCUCAAAGCAUGCCUCUGUCCUUUUCAUUGCCAGCAGUGGGGAAGUGACAGGGGACAUGGGACCUGAGGCUAAGGGAGGAAGGAAACGGGAUCCCUUAGACCUGUGGGGUUGGAGGAGAGGAUGUACCUUAAGUCUGUUAAAAGUGCCUUAAUCCGAGCCAGCAGGGCCCCCUGCUUGCCCACUGCCAUACUGUAUGCAGGAAAGUGCACUGUGGCUGCUUUGUGUCAAGAAGAGAGCAGUGGCUCAGAAUCUUGAUUCCCCUUCAGCUAGAGCAAAAGAUGGCUGCUGCAAGUAAGCUUAUGCCUGCAAGUAGGCCCCUGCAGUGGCCAUCACAUGCCCGGUGGAAGCCUGCAAGGAGGACCCACUUCCUUGUCUACACAGUUGCAAGCUGUUCUCUAGCCCUGUCCCUCUACUUCCUGCCACCGAGGAGGAGUUGCUGAUUAGUGCCCACCCCGGCGGCCUGGGAGGAGCACAGGGCAGCCCUUCUCCCUUCCCAUGCUCUGUGGGGAGCAGGCUGAACCUGCCAGCUGACCCCUCUCCACAUGAGCAUUUGUUUUUGGCGGUUAAGGGUUACUUGUUCCUUUGAGGCUCUGGUGGAGGUGGGUGUCCUUCUCUGCCAGGCCUGGCACAUGAUGUGAAGAAUAAGUGCUCAAUUCUUACUUGUUAAGGUAUGAUGUGGAAUCACAGCUGUAGUGAUAUAUAUUUUUAUCAGUGCUUUGUUGGUUUUAAAUAAAUUGCACGCUAUUUUAUUACCUUGUUCUGAAUAAAAUGUAUUUACUCAA